Messenger RNA from Gamsiella multidivaricata, 888 nucleotides. Its product is annotated as S-adenosyl-L-methionine-dependent methyltransferase. The transcript has 2 exons. The coding region runs from base 1 to 888 and encodes 295 amino acids. The record is from RefSeq and is a predicted model, not a curated record. NCBI's taxonomy places the organism in Eukaryota, Fungi, Mortierellomycota, Mortierellomycetes, Mortierellales, Mortierellaceae.
AUGUCCGAUAUCCAAUCCAAGAACAACGAGCACUUCAACAAGACCGCUACCGACUAUGAUAACAUCCCUCAGGUCAAGGAAAUGACCCAGCGCGCCGCCGAGGUUGUCAUUCGAGAGUACAUUGCCUCCACCAACGAGGACUAUGUCAAGGGCGCCUCCGUCAUCGAUUUCGGAUGCGGUACCGGACUCUGUGCCUUCAAUGUCGCUCCAAAAGUCGGUCGCCUUCUCGGCGUCGACGCCUCUGAGGGCAUGCUCAACUAUCUGAACCACAAGCUCACCACCAACGCCGAAAACGCCUCCAUCCGCGACAAGGUCAAGACCGUUCAACACCUCGUCACAUUUGAUGAUCCUCUUCCAGAACCCGAGCGGUCCCAGUACCUCGCAGGAGCCGACGGAGGCGUCGACAUGGUUUAUUCUAGCUUCGUGAUGCACCAUAUCGAAGACGUCCAAGGAAUCACCAACGCCCUGGCACAAAAGCUGCUCAAGAAAGACGGCUGGUUGAUUGUCUUGGACUUUGAGGGCCUCCAUAACCACCAUCACGGCGACGGCAAAGCCCACGAUCAUGGACACGGUCAUGGUCAUGGCCACCAGCACGCCGAGGGUGAAAAACACGAACAUCACGAUCAGCAUGAGCACCAUGGACACCAUGAACACCACGGAUCUGAGAACAAAGUCGAAGAAAUGCAUGGACACUACGUCGACGCAGACGGCAAGCCCUUGGAAUUCGUCGCUCACAAGGCAGGAUUCACACCCGAGGGAUUCAUGGAGAUCUUCAAGAAGGCUGGACUGGUUGAUGUGGAGGCCAAGCAUUCCUUUGGAAUGGAUCGUGAGUGGAGCGGCAAAAACAUAUGGACCGAUGUCCUUGUUGUCAAGGGUCGUCGUCCCUAA